AUGUGAAAAGUUUUAAAAGAGCACCCUCAAUAUUUCCCUCCUGAAAAAGACAUAAGAGGAACUUUUGAAUGGGUGUGGCGAGUAGCGUGCACACGACUUUUUGCAUGAGAAGACGGAAUGCUAAUACCUCUAGCCGAUAAUUUAAAUCAUGAUGAUGGCUACAUUCGUUAUGAAAGUGAGUAUAAAUGUGUCUUAGAAGAAAUAUCAAAAAACAACAAAGGAGAUACAGACUAUAGGGAUUUCUCCAAUGAAAGCCACCCAACUUUUGAAUUUGAAAAAGCCAGAUUCUAUAGGACAAGACUGCAAAAAUAUCUCGAUAAUUCUGAAGAAAACAAAAAAAUUGAAAUUGACUCAAUAUGAGAAUUAGAUGAAGAACUCAAGAAUUAUAGAAGCAGCUCAGACGAGGAAGAUACCAGAGUAAUUGGAGAACUUACUAGCGAAGAGGAGGAUGAAUAUGAAACAAGCACUGAUCUUGAAAUUAGAGAUGAGCCUGAUAGCUAUUUUAUAUUAACAACAGGAGUGAGGACUGGAUUUAAAAAAGGGGAACAAGUAUAUAAUGCUUAUGGUAGAUUAAGCAACAGAGAUCUACUUUUAGAUUAUGGGUUUACCUUACUCUCCCUAGCGUGAAUGAACAAAAAUAUUUUGCUCGCUCACGUAGGGGUUAAUUAUUUUAAAAAAAAUUUAUAUAUAAAGCAAAUAUUAAUUUCCUUGUAAAAUUUAUGUUUUAAAAUAUUAGCUGCUUAAAAUUUAAAAGAAUUAGAUAGAGAUAUCAUUAUAUAAUUAUCACUUAUAUAUCAAAAUUUUCAUAUUAAAAACAUUUUUGCUCGCUAAUUGAGUGUGGCUUUGGGCAAAAAAUAGGGAUUUUCCAAUGUGUUGUUCGCUCACGGAGGGGAUUUAGAAAACAACAGAUAUGAUGCUCUAUACUUCAGAAUUUGAAAUACACGAAGUACGAAAACAGGAUUAUUGCUGCCUGAUGACUAUGAACAGAAGCAAUGAAAAACAGAUGGGCAUUUAAUUGACGAUGUUUCAGAAUUAUACACUCUUAAAAGGAAAAAGCUAAACACACAAAUUUUUAGCUAUUUUAGAGCCUCAACUGAUUUUUCAGCCCCAGAACUUGCUGGUAUUGACCCUCCUAUUUAUUAUGGAACUCCUUGUCUUCCUAAGCUAGAAAUCUAUGUCAUAGAAAAAAUUUUAGCCCUUUAUUCUGAAAUUGAGCGCUAUUUCACAACGCCUUUAGAGUAUGAUUUACAGCUAUUAAGUACAAAUUUGCCUAUAAGAGAAAGGAAUGCUGUAAAAUAUAUUUAGAUUAUUUAUAGAAUUGGUCAGAAAUCAAUAAUGGAAAACCAAAAAGCAAUGCUUGAGAAAUUGAAAAAGAUCUUGGAAGCAAAUGAUAACGGAGCCCCAAUAUACAAGCAUUUAGUCGAAAAAACGAAUGAGGAGCUGCUUACUCCCCCCCCCCCCCUCCGUGAGCGAACAAAAAAAUUUGUUCACUCACGGAGGGGGGUUAAUUUUUUUUUUUUAAAAAAAAUUUAUAUAUAAAUUUUAUAAAAAAUAUUUUUUUCGAAAUUUAAAAAAAAAUCCUAAUUUGCAAAAAUUGGGAAGCAAAUAUUAAUUUAAUUUGCAAAAUUUAUGUUUUAAAACGCAAUUUGUUUAAAAUUAAACAGAAUUAGCUCUAGAUUUCAUUAUACUAAUUAUCACUUAUAUAUCAAAAUUUUUUUCCAUUUAAAAUUUUUUUCUAUUAAAAAAAUUUUUGUUCGCUCACGGAGGGUGGGUUUUUGGUCAAAAAAUGGUGAUUUUUCUAAUGGUUUUGUUCGCUCACGGAGGGGGGGGGGGAGUUAGUGUUUAUCCCUUUAGAUACUACCUUAAAUCUUUAAAAAGUAAUCAAAUAAGUUCUUUAUAUCCAUUAUAA
This is a messenger RNA of Blepharisma stoltei, 1909 nucleotides long. The record is from the annotation of a GenBank genome assembly. Lineage: Eukaryota; Ciliophora; Heterotrichea; Heterotrichida; Blepharismidae.